Tauraco erythrolophus (red-crested turaco) is the source of this 936-nucleotide messenger RNA. NCBI's taxonomy places the organism in Eukaryota, Metazoa, Chordata, Aves, Musophagiformes, Musophagidae. The record is from RefSeq and is a predicted model, not a curated record.
AACAGCUACGACUCUGAUGAAGGCACCACGCUGGGAGCACUGGAGUUCAGCUUGCUCUAUGACCAGGAGAACAGCUCCCUGCACUGCACCCUCAUCAAGGCCAAAGGCUUAAAACCAAUGGACUCAAACGGGCUGGCAGAUCCUUACGUCAAGCUGCACCUCUUGCCUGGAGCCAGCAAGUCAAAUAAGCUGAGAACGAAGACUCUGCGCAACACCCGUAACCCCGUGUGGAACGAGACCCUGGUGUACCACGGCAUCACAGACGAGGACAUGCAAAGGAAAACCCUCAGGAUCUCUGUGUGCGAUGAAGACAAAUUUGGCCACAAUGAGUUUAUUGGAGAAACUAGAGUUUCCUUGAAAAAACUCAAAGCCAAUCAGAAAAAGAACUUCAACAUCUGCUUGGAGAGAGUAAUACCCAUGAAGCGUGCUGGAACAACUGGCUCAUCCCGUGGGAUGGCACUGUAUGAAGAGGAGGUAGACCGUGGCGGGGAUGUGGAGGAGCGUGGGAAGAUCCUCGUGUCCCUCAUGUACAGCACCCAGCAGGGCGGCUUGAUCGUGGGCAUCGUACGCUGCGUGCACUUAGCAGCUAUGGAUGCCAACGGAUACUCGGACCCUUUUGUUAAACUUUGGUUGAAGCCUGACAUGGGAAAAAAGGCCAAGCACAAGACACAGAUUAAGAAGAAAACGUUGAAUCCCGAGUUUAACGAGGAGUUCUUCUACGAUAUAAAACACAGCGACCUGGCCAAGAAGUCACUGGACAUUUCUGUCUGGGAUUACGACAUCGGAAAAUCGAAUGAUUACAUCGGCGGCUGUCAGCUCGGCAUCACGGCGAAGGGGGAGCGCUUGAAACACUGGUACGAAUGCUUGAAGAACAAGGACAAGAAGAUUGAACGCUGGCACACCCUCCAAAACGAGAACCACGUCGCCAGUGAUUAA